Molecule: messenger RNA, 2364 nt
Organism: Fusarium coffeatum
Lineage: Eukaryota; Fungi; Ascomycota; Sordariomycetes; Hypocreales; Nectriaceae
Exons: 1
Coding region: 1-2364 (787 amino acids)
Biological process (GO): carbohydrate metabolic process
Cellular component (GO): extracellular region
Molecular function (GO): pectate lyase activity; cellulose binding
Source: RefSeq, a predicted model, not a curated record
AUGCGCUUCCAAGCUUCUUUCGCGGCCCUUUUGGCUGCUGCCGCUACGGCUUCCGCUCAAUCCGUCGCUGGAAAGGCGUACGGUUUCGCUGCUGGUGUUACCGGUGGUUCGGGCGAGGCUGUCACCCCUGCCACUGCUGAGGAACUCGCUGAGCUUCUUGCUGAUGACACUCCUCGCGUUAUCUACAUUGAUAAGGAGUUCGAUUUUACUGGUCAGACCAAGACUGGUCCCGGUUGCGAUCGCAAGAGCUGCAGCGCUUCCAACGGUGGUCAGCUCUACCUCGGAGAUCUUUCUUGCGGUGGCGAGGACAACGUUGCCGUUGAUUCCAUUACUUAUGAUGCUGCUGGUCCUGAGCCUCUGGCUGUUGGUAGCAACAAGAGUAUCAUUGGUAACGGCAAGGCUGUCCUGAAUGGCAAGGGUCUUGAACUCAAGAAGGGCGCCAGCAACGUUAUCAUCCAGGGCAUCGAGAUCACCAAUCUUAACCCUGGAAUCGUCUGGGGAGGUGAUGGAAUUGGAAUUCUCGGAGAGAACGAUGGUGUCUGGAUCGAUCACUGCAAGUUCUCCAAGAUUGGCCGCAUGUUCAUCGUCAGCCACUACGACGGUGCGCGCAUCACCAUCUCCAACUCCGAGUUCGACGGUGUUACUGACACCUCCGCUUCUUGCAACGGCAACCACUACUGGACCAUGAUGUUCUACGGCAAGGGCGAUCAGGUUACUCUGGACCGAAACCACUUCCACGACGUUGCCGGCCGAGCCCCCAAGCUCGGUGAGCCCGGUACCAACCUCUACGUCCACGCCACCAACAACUACUUCCAGAACAUGAAGGGCCACGCUUUCGACGCUUACUCUGGCGCCAACGCCAUUAUUGAGGGUAACGUCUUCGAUGGCGUCGACCAGCCUCUUACCAAGGAGGCCGCUGGUGUCAACACUCUCUUCGUUCCUGAUGCCGCCGCUGCUGCUGCUUGCCAGGCCGCCCUUGGCCGUGCUUGUGAGCCUAACUCUGCUACUUCCAGCGGUGACCUCCCCGUCAUGAAGGGUGAAAGCGGUCUUAACGCUGUUGCUCAGAACAGCAAGGAUAACAUUAUCACUCCUGUUUCUGCCAGCGAGGUUGUCGGUCUUGUCGUUGGAAAGGCUGGACCCGCUGGUGUUGGCUCUGGUUCCGCCCCUGCCUCUGGUUCUGGAUCUGAGAGCCCUGCUGAGUCCGCUCCUGUUGCUUCUGAGACUACUUCUGAGACUACUUCUGAGUCUGCUCCCACUCAACAGGCUCCCGCUCAGGACGACUACGAGCAGGCUGCUCCUAGCGCUGCCCCUCAGAACGAUUAUGACCAGUCUGCUCCUGCUGCUCCUAAGAACGACUACGAUCAAUCUACCCCCAUUGCUGCUGAGCAGGAUGAUUGCGAAGAGGAGACCGCUUCCGCCCCUGCUGCUCAGGAGACUCAGACCACUCCCGUUGCUGAUGACUGCGACGGCGAGUCUGACUACGAGUCCGAGUCCCCCGCCGUUACCCAGGCUGCUGCUGAGAGCAACACUGAGGGCGAUUGUGACGAGGAGUCUGAUUACGAGUCUGCCCCUGCUCCCCAGGAGACUGCCGCCGAAGAUGACUGCGAGGAGGAGUCUGAGGCCAAGCCCGAAGCCCCCAAGGAGACUGCUGCUGAGGCUGACUGUGACGAGGAGAGCGACUAUGACUCCGAGUACGCCGCCCCUUCAGUUGUCGCCCGAGCUGUCAAUGCUCAGGCCGAUUGCGAUGACGAGUCUGAUUACGACUCUAAGCCCAAAGAGACCGCUGCUGCUCCUGCUCCUCAAGCUGACUGUGACGAAGAGUCUGACUAUGAUUCUAAGCCCGCUGCCCCUAAGGAGACUGCUGCUUCUGCUCCUUCUACUCCCUCAGCUCAAGCUGAUUGCGAGGAGGAGCCCGACUACGACUCCAAACCUGCUACCCCUAAGGAGACUGCUCCCUCUGCUCCCUCUGCUCAGGCUGACUGCGACGAGGAGUCCGACUACGACUCCAAGCCUGAAGCUCCUAAGCAAACCCAGGCCGCUCCCCCCGUCGCUGACUGCGAUGACGAGGAGCCCACUGCCAAGGCUGAGCCCGCUCCCCAGAAGGACUGUGACGACGAGGAGGAGGGUGUCCAGGCCGCUGCCAAGGACACUCCUGCAAAGGAGACCCCCAAGAAGGAGGAGGCCUCUGGUUCUUCCACUGUCCAGAUGUACGGCCAGUGCGGCGGUGCCAACUUCUCCGGCUCCACCAAGUGUGCUGCUGGAAGCACUUGCAAGAAGGUCAACGAUUACUACUCUCAGUGUCUUGGAAACAGCCGUGUUCGUCGCUACAUGCACACUUACGUCGAGAACGAGACUCAGCCUUAA